CACUUCGACGUAUCGACGAGUUAUUCUACGCAAGGAAUCCAGCGCAACCACAAUGCAUACCAGCGCGAAUAUGUUUACGUUCUCGUUUCUGAUAACUGGAUUUAUCGUAGUGACAGGCCAUAAUAUACCACCGUAUCUAAAGAUAUGCCACCGCAAUGAUCCGAAUCUGAACGAAUGCGUAAAGCGAAGCAUCGACUUGUUAAGGCCUUAUCUGAAGACGGGCAUUCCAGCAUUGCAAAUACCACCUUGUGAGCCACUUCGCGUGCCACGGAUUGAAAUUAGCCAGUCAGCUGGUCCAGUUUCCAUUAGAUCGACGUAUACCGACAUCAAGGUUCAAGGUGGAACAAGUUUCAUAUUAAAGACCAUCAAAGUCGACGUUGAUAACAAUCGCAUUAAGUUGAAACUAUAUCUUCCACGUCUUGAGAUGGACGCGCGUUACAACAUAGAAGGACGUAUUUUGAUGCUUCCUAUAAAUGGAAACGGAUUGGCACGUGGCAAUUUUACGGAUAUCGACGUUAUAGCUACUGUCCAAGGUGAACGUUAUCAGUCUCAAAAAACUGGUGAGACUCACUUUCGCGUUACCGACCUGUACAUAGAUUACAACAUCAAACAAGCCAAUAUCCAUCUAGACAAUUUGUUCAAUGGCGAUAGUAUCCUAUCGAAUGCCAUGAACCUCUUUUUAAACGACAAUUGGGAUACUGUGAAGGCCGAGAUUAAGCCAACUCUCGACCCUACCAUUUCGGAGAUCUUCAAAACAUUCGCGAAUAAGAUUUACUCGAAAUUUCCAUUGGACACAUUGCUACCACCUUAAAUACAUUGUCGUUCUGCAUUCAUUCUCUAAGCACGUAGAUAGAUUUUAAAAAUAAAAGUUUAUUAUUAAAUAAAUCAACGUAUUUGUCACUUUCAUUAUCCAUUUUAGUUCUUUAUUUCUGUUAGGAAUUAAUUAUUUAAUUUGCAAAUAGACUUAUUUAAUUUACCUCUUUUCAUUAUUCUUAUUCAAAAUAAUAAGCAAGCUUUUUAACGUAUAUAUAAUAAAUAAUUUACUCUUUCAUAACGAUGUCGUAGGAAUUAUGUAGAGACUGAAUAUGCAAUUCUAACUGGAUGCAUAAUUUCAGCCUUUUAAACCGGGAAUGUAGUUUAUAUAAUCUUGCUCAACUAGAAGCGUAAGUCGAUAACGUCUCCUUAAUUUGUGCGAGCAAACAGCGUCAGCAUUUUAAUUGCUGUUCUACAUAUGGGCAAUAAAGCAUUAAAAUGUGACAUUCCGAAUAUUCAAUUGCAUUUAACUUUAUGUACCAGGCACUACUGUUGAAAAUAAUACAAUAAAAAUGAUCCAUUAUUAAAUAAUACUAAAAAGUCAAUAGUUAUAUAAGAGAAAAAAUUCUUUUGUAGUAUCAAGUCGUUUAAAAAUCGGAAAGUUAAUAAUGUACUCGUAUUAUGUUUACAUUCCUAUCUUGUUUAAAUAAUUUAAUGUUUUCAACACAUACACACAUAAUGGUUAUUAAAAUAUAC
Molecule: messenger RNA, 1509 nt
Organism: Vollenhovia emeryi
Lineage: Eukaryota; Metazoa; Arthropoda; Insecta; Hymenoptera; Formicidae
Product: protein takeout-like
Exons: 3
Coding region: 53-811 (252 amino acids)
Source: RefSeq, a predicted model, not a curated record